AUGGCUACAUACGAAGACCCCCUUCUUGGUGAUGUCCAGGUAGAGAAAGGAACAGUCGCCUUUUCAGCUGGUUUGCACAGAUGGGCUUUUACUCUGACCAACUUUGCCAAGAUGUAUGCAUCCAAGUUUGGAGUUGAUGAAUCAAAGAUGAUGGAAAGGCUCUGGGGUGAGAACUACUUUGACCCACCUACCAAGAAAUGGACCAGCAAGAACACUGGUUCUGCUACCUGCAAGCAUGCUCGAAUUCUGGUUGAAUUCCUGGAGGUGGCAAUCACUUCAAUCGUUUUCCUCAAAGGAAUUUACCCUCCAGGUGCUUUAGAAAGAAGGAAAUAUAUGAAUUUGGUGGUUCAUAGCGCUCGUCACCCUGAACUCAGGGAUUAUAUCCAUUCUGCUGUCUCGGGACUUCAUCCUUUCAUCCAAAAGGGUCUGGUGGAGAGAGUAGCAGUUAUUUUCUUUAACAGUGAUAGCAUCCCCGUGGAAAGAUUUAUGUUUAAGCUCACUGUGAAUCUGUCUUAUGGCUCAAGGGUGGAAGAAGCUGACCUGGAGUUCUCACUAAGGUCCUUUUUUAUCAAGCUUCCUUUCUCAGAAUCCCUUACACGGGUUCUUCCCCAGGAUUGCAGGUGGGAGAUAACCGCGUACUUUCGAUCCCUGCCUCAGGCAUGUACAAGUAAGGAUGCAGAGUUAUGGAUUCCAACAGACACACAGCAAUGGCAACAGCCUCCAUUAAUAACUCCUAUUAAAUCGAUGAGGAGCGAACCUCUAUCUGUGCAGUUAUAUUUGGAACAUCCAGGUUUAUCUGAACCAAAGGCUUAA
Molecule: messenger RNA, 813 nt
Organism: Prunus armeniaca (apricot)
Lineage: Eukaryota; Viridiplantae; Streptophyta; Magnoliopsida; Rosales; Rosaceae
Source: the annotation of a GenBank genome assembly